Messenger RNA from Pseudophryne corroboree (corroboree frog), 1463 nucleotides. RefSeq names its product small nuclear RNA activating complex polypeptide 3 (gene SNAPC3). Gene Ontology annotation, cellular component: snRNA-activating protein complex. The record is from RefSeq and is a predicted model, not a curated record. Gene Ontology annotation, molecular function: RNA polymerase III type 3 promoter sequence-specific DNA binding; bent DNA binding; RNA polymerase II cis-regulatory region sequence-specific DNA binding. Gene Ontology annotation, biological process: snRNA transcription by RNA polymerase II; snRNA transcription by RNA polymerase III. Lineage: Eukaryota; Metazoa; Chordata; Amphibia; Anura; Myobatrachidae. The coding region runs from base 89 to 1234 and encodes 381 amino acids. The transcript is spliced from 9 exons.
CUGACUGCUUCCCCAGCAGCAUGUGCACGAGCGUCAGGAACUACACUCCCCACAAUGCACCGAGAGCGGCGGAGGCUGUCACCUUAACAUGGCGGAGGAAAGGGAUGAGAACAUCCCGGAGUAUGAGGUUAAAUAUGUGAACACUAGAAAGAUACAUGUUGGCUCUUUCGGUCACCUGUGGAGGCAGAACCUGCACGGCUGUGACUUGAGCCUGGCGGAGGGGCCCUUCCAGGACGUGGAGGAUGCCGAGCUGGCAGCGGAGCUUGGCUGCACUACCGAGACCGCUACAGAGCUGAACUUGCUUUGCAGUUUGGAUGCAUUGAAAAGUAAUGAUAAUGAAGAGGAUGCAAAUCCAGGGGUGAUCCCUGAAGACAGCAGCCUAGUGACUUUAGGAGUUCGGAAGAAGGUGAUGGAACGUCGUAAAAAUCUGAUGUGUGACCGGGCAUACAGGCAGGAAACCUUCCUGUACGAGAUGGAAUCUCGAGGUUUAGGAACAAGGCCAGAGGAUUCGUCCGACAUGGUGGAUGAGGGUGAACUGGUGCUAACUGUGAACUUUUUAUAUCCCAUCAUUUUUCAAAAGCACAAAGAAUACAAACCCCAUGAGACUAUUUUGGUGCUUGGCAGUCAGAAACUGACAGAACUUCGAGAUGUCAUUAAGUGUGUCAGCGAUCUUCAGAUUGGAGGAGAGUUCAGUAAUAAUCCAGACAUGGCUCCUGAAAACAUUUGCAAGGAUCUCUUCAAAUCGGCCUUCUUUUAUUUUGAAGGAGUUUUUUACAAUGAUAUGAGAUAUCCGGAGUGCAGAGAGAUAAGCAGAACUAUAGUUGAGUGGGCUGAGUCUCGUGAUAGAGGCCAUGGGAAAUUUCAGAUGGCCAAGAUGGAAGACUUUACGCUAAACGACCUACAUAUAAAAAUAGGUUUCCCUUACCUGUACUGCCAUCAAGGGGACUGUGAGCAUAUUGUUACCAUUACAGAUAUAAGGUUAAUACACCAUGAAGACUGCCUAGAUAGGACACUCUAUCCACUGCAUAUCAGAAAGCACUGGUUUUGGACAAGAAAGUGCUCAGUGUGUAAAUUGUAUAUUGCCAAAUGGGUGACAAACCAUGACAGUCUUGCACCAGAUGACCCUUGCCUCUUCUGUGAUGUUUGCUUCAAGAUGCUGCAUUAUGACACAGAGGGCAAUAAACUUGGAGACUUUGUUGCAUAUGCUUAUGUUGACCCAGGAACAUUUAAUUAAAUUAUAUGACUGUACAGGAAAAAUUAACAAUUUCUAAGUUUACUACAUAUCAAAGGUUAUAGUUAAAUUCCAAGCAGAGGGAAUGAAUGUCUGAAGACAUACACUGUAACAAGGAAUUAUGUGCAGUCUUCUUCUGGAAGUCUGUUUUCUUCAUAGUACUUGUAAGAACAGAGUGUACAGAUAAUAUAAUCUGCUGUUAUGUAAAUAAAUGUUUCUUUAAAAUAGUGUA